AUGAAGAUUUUAAUUACUGGUAUAAAUGGAUUUGUUGGAUCGCACAUAGCCAAGGGUUUCCUCGACCUUCAUCACGACGUUGUUGGAACAGUCCGUUCAGCCGAUAAGGGGAAUGCUCUGCUAGAGCAACCUGCUUUCCGUGACGCCGCCCAGGCCAAAUCCUUAAGCUAUAUAGUUGUUGAAGAUCUUCCCACCUACAACUUUUCUCCUGUGUUGCGCGAUGUCGAUGCAAUUGCCCAUACCGCUAGUCCAUGUCACUACGAGGGGAAAAGCUUUGAUGAAUAUUGCACAAGAAAUUUACUUCUGGCGGCAAAAGAAUCACCUCAAGUUGAAGCUGUUGCCUUUACUUCUUCAAUUGGAGCUAUCAUGGAUUCCCAGACACCUGCGCUUGAACAGAGUGGGAAAAUUUACACCGAAGCUGACUGGUUUUCGGUUAGUCAUGAAGAGGCAACGUCUGAUACAAGAGAACUUUUUUGGUAUUCUGCCUCAAAGUCUUUAGCCGAAGAAGAAGCUUGGAAGAUACAAAAACUCCGAGGGAAACAAUGGAGUCUUGCCACUAUAUGUCCGCCGUCUAUAUACGGCCCAGUGAUCCACACUUCAAACCCGAAAGACAUGAACAUGACUUCUCGCAGGCUGUAUGAAAUUUUUUCCGGUCAAACAGACGAAAUAAUGAAGACAAAAUUUCCAGCUUUUGUGGAUGUUCGAGAUGUUGCAGAAGCACACAUACAAGCUAUUCUUCAAAAAGCUAACGACCGGUUCAUAGUUUCUGCUGGAUUAUAUGAUCAUCAAAUGGUUGCUGAUUUCUUACAUAAAGCAUUUCAUGAAGAGUCAAAGCCUGUCCCCAGAGGCCAACCUGGAAUCCACGUACAAUCCGAUCAGGUGUAUUAUCUUGACUCAUCACAUGUCAAGGCAACAUUAGGUCUCUCUCUUCGAUCUUUUGAAGAAACCUUUCGUGAUACCUUCCUGAAUUGCUUAGAAAUUCAUAAGCUUCAACCUCACGUGAAUCCCGAGAAAGUUUGA
This is a messenger RNA of Melampsora larici-populina 98AG31, 1020 nucleotides long. RefSeq lists its product as uncharacterized. Lineage: Eukaryota; Fungi; Basidiomycota; Pucciniomycetes; Pucciniales; Melampsoraceae. The transcript is spliced from 5 exons. The record is from RefSeq and is a predicted model, not a curated record. Gene Ontology annotation, molecular function: oxidoreductase activity, acting on the CH-OH group of donors, NAD or NADP as acceptor. The coding region runs from base 1 to 1020 and encodes 339 amino acids.